AUCUUUUCAUCAACAAAGUGCGCAAUUAAUUCAAUAGAGGAAAGAUAUAAAAGGUCAUCAGAUAGAGGCAAAACCUGAAGGGUCUUCUUCAAUGGAGCUUCUAGUAGAGCCUAUCACGGAACUAGUAAAAUGUUUGGGGAGGUCAGCCUGCACCUAUCUAGAUUAUCACUUAAAUUUUGAUGAAGCUGUGAGUGAUCUAGGAAGAGAAUUGGAAGCUCUAAACAGGAGAAAAGAGGAUAUAAAGUUAAGCAUACAGUCCCAUGCUAGUUUGGGAAAAGAAGUAAAACAUGAAGUGCGAGGUUGGCUUGAACGUGUAGAAGAAAUCAAUAAUGAAGUGUCAGCCAUUCAAGAAAAGAUUCAGAGAGUUAAGUGGUACUCAAAGGGCCAUCUAGGGAAACUUGUUCGGAAGAAAAUUGAGGUGGUGAAGAGAAUCUAUGAACGAGGUAGUUUUCCUGAUGGUCUCACAGUUGACAAACCUCCACGAGGAAUCAUAUUGCCAACUGAGAAUGUAGUGGGUGAAGAUUCUGCAAAAGAAAAAAUUUGGGGAUACUUGACGGGCAAUGAGGUAAGAAAGAUUGGGGUUUGCGGGAUUGGUGGGGUUGGGAAGACUACCAUCAUGAAGCAUAUUAAUAAUGAAUUGUUAAGAGUGACCAAUUUUGAUAGGGUGAUUUGGAUCACUGUGUCCUACCCACUCAAUGUUAUCAAAUUACAAGAAAAUAUUGUUCGUGCUAUGGAUGAUAAAUUGAGACUCCCAGAAGGUGAGGAUAAAGUGAGGCGGGCAGCUACUUUGAUGAGCAUUAUGGAAGGAGUAGGAAGAUACGUGCUUAUCCUAGAUGAUGUCUGGGAAGUGUUUUCUCUUAUUGAAGUGGGAAUUCUAGAACCAACAAUUCAAAAUGGAAGCAAAAUAGUCAUCACUAGUAGAUCCGUUGAUGUGUGCCAAAAAAUGGGCUGUGAGAUAGUCAAAGUGGAGCCUCUUUCAUUUCAGGAGUCUUUUAACUUAUUCUUAGAUAAAGUAGGGCGUCAGGUUCUACAAGUACCAAACUUAGAAGGAAUCUUGAAGCUCAUCGUGGAGGAGUGUGGUGGCUUACCGCUGGCCAUUGUUGUGAUAGCAGAGAGUAUGAAGGGAGAAGAUGAUGUUAAAGUGUGGAAUAAUGCCUUGACUGAACUACGGGAACGGGUAAAGAGUGUGACUGGUUCAGAUCAAAAGAUAUUUAAGAGGUUAAGGUUUAGUUAUGAUCGUUUGGAUAAUUCUGAAAUCCAAAGCUGUUUUCUUUAUUGCUCCUUGUUUCCUGAAGAUUAUCCAUUUGAGAGAGAAGAAUUGGUAGAAGGGUGGAUUGAUGAAGGACUAAUUGAUGUGUUGCCUAAUAGAAAAGCAGCUUAUGAGAGAGGCCAAGCUUUUUUAAAUAGGCUAGUAAAGAAUUGCUUGUUAGAGAAAACUGUUGAUCGGCGUGGUGAUGUUUUCAAGUUGCAUGAUGUACUGAGAGACAUGGCUGUCAAAAGCAUUGGUCCUGAAUUUGGAUAUAUGGUAAAAGCUGGUAUGAAAUUGACAGAGGUGCCAGAUGAGCGUGGGUGGGGAAAUGAUCUUAAGAAGGUGUCUCUAAUGGAGAAUAACAUACCAAAAAUUUCCCUUGGGUUGUGCCCAAAGUGUCCAACUCUUUCAACUUUGAUAUUGUCAAAUAAUCCUAAUUUGUCAGAGAUCCCAGAAUCAUUCUUUGAAGGUAUGCCUGAACUGAAGGUUCUUGAUCUUUCUGAAACUGGUAUUGAAGCUUUACCUAAUUCCAUCUCAAACUUGGAGAAGCUCUCUUCCAUGAGGUUAAGGUGGUGUCAGAGGUUAAGGUAUUUGCCUCAUUUAGCAAAGCUUACAGUAUUAAAGAAGUUGGAUCUGUUUAGAUCCAGGAUUGAGGUGGUCCCUCAAGGCUUGGAGAAAUUGAUUAGUCUGGAAAAUCUUGAUUUAAGGUAUUGUUACAAUCUAAAAGAGAUUCCAAUGGGAAUGUUAUCAAACCUUUACAAUCUCCAAUACUUGAUAUUAGGUUUUGAAAAUUUGAAGAUAAAAGGAGAAGAGGUUGCGAGAUUAAGUAAGUUGGAGACCUUUCAAGGUGCAUUCGAUGACAUACAAGGCUACAAUUAUUUUGUCAAGUCUCAGGAUUUCCAAAUUCUUACUAAUUGCGAUAUUUUAGUAGGAGAACAACCACGAUACUAUGGUAGGUUGACUGGCCAAAAGAAAUCUGUUGUUAGUAUUAAUAAUUGCGACUUAGGAGAAGAAAGUAUAGUGCUUCCAAAUAACCUUAAGAGGUUGAUGAUCUGGGAGUGUAAAAACAUGAGAAGUAGCUUAAAUAAAGCAGCUUUGUUAGAAAAGGCAACCGAGUUGAGUUUUUGUGGUAUUUGGCGUUGUGAAGAUAUGGAGUGUGUGGUUGACUUGGACUCACCCUCUUGUCCAGUACUGGAUAAGCUUGAAGAGCUGUCUCUUUGGAGUUUGCCUAAGUUGAGUGUACUUGUGAGAGUGGAAGGAGUAGCAGCACCACCGCACGCCUUUUCCAAUCUUAAAAUACUUCGUAUUGGGUAUUGUUCAAGAAUGAAGAAGUUGCUUCCACUUGAGCUGCUGCAGGCCUUCCAAAACUUAGAGUACAUUAUUGUUAAUGGGUGCAAACAAAUGGAGGAGAUAAUAGCAUCAUCAGAUUCAGAUGCAUCACCGGAUAAAUUCACUUUUCCCAAGUUAAGGAGAUUAUGGUUGAGUAAUUUACCCCAACUGAAGAGCAUCUGCAGUGCCAAAGGAGUUAUGCUUUGUGAUUCUAUUGAAGAAAUUAAAAUAUUGGAAUGUCGGGAGUUAAAGAGGAUCCCAGUGCAGCUUCCCCUGCUUGAUAAUGGCCAACCAUCUCCUCCUCCUCAUAUCAGAGAAAUCAGGACCGAUGAAGCGUGGAAGAGUCCCAAGCUUCUGUCUCCGAUGAACUCCAAGUGCUUGGAUUUUUUGCACAGGAUUUGGUGUCAUAAACUCCAGGUUCAUUUUACUGGGAGAUGCAGGUUCAUUACUAGAUAUAUGGAUGCUUCUAUUUGUGCUGAUGAUGGUGAAGCAGUUGAAGAAAGGGGCAUUAAUGAUGAUGCUCAUGGUGUUAAUUUUAAGAUAGCUUCCAACGGUGAAGGGCACCAGGAAAAGGAGUGUGCAAGAGAAGUUAAACCAAAAUCCAUGCUUUGUACCUUUUAGAGAGUACCACUUUGCAUUAUAUAACUGGUCUUCCAGGUGCAUGGAUCUUUCAAGUUUAAUCAUUUUACCAUCUCAUUCUGCUUAUCAUUGAUUCAAUUUGUUAUUAUCAUUGAUUUUCGGUUAUUUACCACAUUCUAUUGUGCACCAGAUGCUGGAGAUUUUUGAGAAUUUGGUACUUGGUUCUACCUCUAUCUUAGAGUAGCAAAAUCCUUGCAAGCAGUUUUGCAUUGGAGUUUCCCACCUUCAUCCCCAGUUUCUGUGGUUAUGAUGAUGGAACUCCUGUAAACAUUACAGCUGCUCAACCAAAAGCUAUAGGAAUCUCAGGACCUUCCAAGAAUAAUUACACUUGAAGCAAUGUGCUUUCACCAUUCAACAAGCUAGAGUCGGCUCAAUCAAGCUCAAAGCCAUCGUCCGUUCAAGGAUGGUAGGCAACCAUGGAGGAGGCUGAGUAAUGAAUUAAAUCUUUUGUG
This is a messenger RNA of Rubroshorea leprosula, 3669 nucleotides long. NCBI's taxonomy places the organism in Eukaryota, Viridiplantae, Streptophyta, Magnoliopsida, Malvales, Dipterocarpaceae. The record is from the annotation of a GenBank genome assembly.